GGCGGAGUGAGUUGGUUUGCGGAGGGUGAAGCUGGCGCACUGAUGACGGUAACGAAGUCGUGCUCCUACUUGCCAGCAGCACCUGUACCGGACGGACGCCUCCCCGCGACUGCUCGUGACAUUCACCUGACGGGGUGACUCCGGGAAGUCCCAUGUCGUGCUGAUACUACCCGCUGUGUGCCGGGCUCUAUGCGGCCGCUGGACCAUGAAUCUGCACCAGGUGCUAACAGGAGCCGUCAACCCAGGGGAUCACUGCUUCUCUGUGGGGAGCCUCCAGGAGCAGCCCAUAACGGCCUAUGCAUCUGGGUGUGAUGUUGUCAUUUUGGGAAGCGAUUUUGAGAGACUACAGGUAAUCCCUGGAGUCCAACAUGGCAAUGUGCUGGUGGGAUGUGUAGACUGUUCGAUGCAGCAGGGCAGGAUUGCAGCAUCAUACAACAAUUUGAUUUGCAUUUUUGAACCAGUAAAUCUGCUAAAACAAAAGAAUGCUCCAUUACAAGGAGGUCCCUCUCAGUGGCAGAAAAGUGGCCACAUAGUCUUGGACUCUGUUGUACAUAAUUUAACCUGGGACCCAACAGGUACACGUCUGUUAACGGGCUCAAGCAGCCUACAGCUCUGGUCCAGUGGUACUAGAGACAAGUUAUCCAGUGAGGACUCUCAGGAGAAACCAGACACUGAUUUUGCCAACUGGACAUGCAUCUGGCAGUGCAAAACUGCCUUCUCUGUCCACCUAAUGAAGUUUUCCCCAGACGGAGAGUUUUUUGCAACAGCCGGGAAGGAUGACUGCCUAGUGAAGGUCUGGUACAAUACUGAAAGCUGGCACUCAGCUGUUAAUUCUCCGGUUACCAGCCCAGAGAAAGAAGGUCAAGGAGAAGUGGAUUUCUCUUUUAUCUACCUUGCUCAUCCUCGAGCAGUGACUGGGUUUUCUUGGAGAAAGACAAGUAAAUUCAUGCCACGAUGCUCUGUAUGUAAUGUUCUUCUUACAUGCUGCAAAGACAAUGUCUGCCGGCUCUGGGCAGAGACAUUGCUGCCCAAUGACAGCCUUUUAUAUGGCGAUGGGUUUAGCCAAAAAACCGAGUCAGACGGCUUAAAUAAUAACUUCAAAAGAAAUCCAUCGAGUAAAGAGCGAGUGCAAAGUGCACUGGAGUUGAAUCUGAGGCAUUUUCGCAGAGGAAGGAGACGGUCUUUAGCAUUGGUGGCACAUACUGGAUAUCCUCCUCACCAGCAUGACGCUCAUGAGGUUCAUCGGAAUACACCCUUCCAUGGCAAUGCACUUUGUCACUUUCACAUUGCUGCCAGCAUUAAUCCAGCCACAGACAUUCCUCUGCUUCCUUCCAUAUCAUCAAUGAGUCUUGGAGAAACUGAAGAAAACAAUGGCCCUUUUGUUGUACAUUGGCUAAAUAACAAGGAGUUGCAUUUUUCCUUGUCUAUGGAAGUCUUCCUUCAACAACUGAAGAAGAGCGUCGAGCAGCAGUCUUCAGAAGCUAAUACUGACGAAACCAACCAGGUGGAAGGGAAUUCAGAUGAAGAAAAUGAUGAUAUUGGGGAAACUGAUAAGAAAGUGGGCACCGAAAAGAAAGAGGUGACUGGUGAGAAGGCCGUGACAAAUGCUUCCCAAGUUUCCUUCCCAUCAUCUGUUAUUGAUCAUGAAAUAGAAUUCCUGCUGUCAGAAUGGAACAAGAACCCAGACAUGUUGUUUAGUAUUCAUCCUGUGGAUGGCUCUUUGCUUGUAUGGCAUGUCGAUUGGCUGGAUGAAUAUCAGCCUGGCAUGUUCCGUCAAGUGCAGGUGUCUUUUUCAUGUAGAAUUCCAGUAGCAUUCCCAACCGGAGAUGCCAAUUCUCUUUGCAGGAGUAUUGUGAUGUAUGCCAGCACGAAAAAUUUAGAGUUGGCUAUUCAGCAGGGCAAACAAAAGCCCUCUGGUAUGGCACAUUCAUCUUCAAUGCUAAUAUCCGCUGGACAGACCAAAGCAUCCAGCAGUCUGAAACUGAGCAUUUUCACCCCUAAUGUCUUGAUGAUCUCCAAGCACGCAGAUGGGUCGCUAAAUCAAUGGCAGGUUAGCUUUGCUGAGGAGUCCGCCUUUUCAACCGUGCUCAGCAUUUCUCACAAGUCCAGAUACUGUGGUCAUCGCUUUCACCUCAAUGACCUAGCCUGUCAUUCCGUGCUGCCCCUACUGCUGACAACCUCUCAUCACAACGCUCUGCAUCCAGUAGAAGACAAUGGGGUCAGAGAGUCUCCUGACUCGUCCCGUGGAGAUUUUAAUUGCAAUCAAAAUGAAUCAGAUGUAGACAAAACCUGGCAAGACCCAAAUGCAGUGUAUAGUGAACUCAUCCUCUGGAGGGUGGACCCUGUUGGACCCCUGUCUUUUUCUGGUGGCGUUUCCGAGCUGGCUCGUAUUAAUUCGCUUCACGUUUCUGCUUUCUCAAAUGUUGCCUGGCUCCCAACUCUUAUACCAAGCCACUGCCUAGGAACAUACUGCAAUUCACCGAGUGCAUGUUUCGUUGCAAGUGAUGGCCAGAAUUUAAGAUUGUAUCAAGCGGUGAUUGAUGCCAAAAAGCUACUGUGUGAGCUGUCCAACCCCGAGAUCUCAAAAUACGUUGGGGAGGUUUUCAACAUCAUUAGUCAGCAAUCUACUGCUAGACCGGGAUGCAUUAUCGAGCUGGAUGCCAUUACCAGCCUGAACGGAAGAAAAACACAGCUGUUACAUGUUUUUCAAGAAGACUACAUACUGGGAAAUCUAAAGAAAACAGGGUCAUCUGGAAUAAGUGGUCUUCUUUCAGAUUCUGAAAGCUCUCAAAGUGGAUUUUCGGAAAAAUUCUACUUGGUGGUGAUUGAAUGCACAAAAAACAAGCACUCUGUGUUACAUAUGUGGAAAUUACACCUGAAAUCCAUCCCUGUUGCUCUGGAGGAAAAAUCUAGCUCCUCAGAAAAUAAUUCACCAAGAGAUGACUCUUUCAGUUCUGCCUCAGGAGAAAAGGUUCGGUCUCCACUUACUCAAAGAUACCAGACCUGUAAAGCAAAUUUACAGAGUACUAGCAAGAUGUCCCUUUCCUCUGAGCUUGUGUAUAGCCGAGAAAUGAGUUUGCCUGAUGGCGUGGAAUUAAUUAGUGUUAAGCCGUCUGCAGGGCUUCUCAGCUCUUCUUCAAUAUACCCAGUGUGUAAUGCCCCCUACCUACUAGCAACUUCUUGUUCUGAUGGUAAAGUGCGAUUCUGGAGGUGCACAGCAGAUUCGGACCUUUCGCUUUCUCCAUCUGAUCUGGAGAAUAGCCUUGUAUACAUGUGGGAAGAAUGGCCUUUACUGAAUGAGGACGGCUUACGAAAUAGCGCUGUGAGCGUACCAGGCAGGCCCGUAGAAGUGAGCUGCGCACAUGCUAACUGCCUGGCGGUCGCAUUCAAGCAAACGCCGCACAAAACUAACAAUUCCUCUCGUGACUUUUUGAUGCAUGUGAGCAUCUUUGAAUGUGAAUCAACCGGCGGCUCUUGUUGGAUUCUGGAACAGACUAUUCAUUUGGAUGAGCUAAGCACAAUUUUAGAGCCUGGUAUAAGUAUUGAUAAUAACCUAGUAGCUUACAAUAAGCAAGAUGUCUUUUUAUCUUCCAAAAAGCAGCUUCAACAGAGCACAAAACAUUUAGUUCAUUUGGACUGGAUGUCCAGGGAGGAUGGUUCGCAUAUUUUAACCAUUGGCAUUGGUUCUAAACUUCUUAUGUAUGGCCAGGUUGCAAGAAAACUACCGGAACACUCUAGUAAAGAAAACUUUGCAUUGCAGCUCUGGGAUACCGCCAAAAACACAUCUCAGCCUAGGUUUGUACUGUUGAGAUCGGUGGAUUUAGUGUCUUCUGUGGAAGGGUCUCUUCCUUUACCUGUGUCCUUGUCUUGGGUUCGCGAUGGUAUACUUGUUGUUGGGAUGGAUUGUGAAAUGCAUGUCUAUUCCCAGUGGCAGCCUUUUUCUAAACAAGAUUCAUCUAGCACAGAUUCUUAUAAUGGAAGCACCCCAUCUAUCACAAAUUUGGUUAAGCAAAGCCAAUCUGUUGGGUCUGGUCUCUACCCGCCAAAGAAAGCCAUGACCAGGUCCAUGACUAGCUUGGCACAAAAACUUAUGGGAAAGAAAACUGCAUAUGAUCUUCCUGUGGAGAUGGAAGAUUCUGGGCUCUUUGAAGCUGCUCAUGCUUUGUUUCCAAUUUUACCUCAAUAUCAUCCAUUGCAGUUGUUAGAAUUGAUGGAUCUAGGAAAAGUGCGCAGAGCAAAAGCUAUCCUUUCUCACCUAGUCAAAUGCAUUGCAGGGGAGGUGGUCUCUCUUAGCGACAAUGAACCCACCCCAGAGCGCAGGCUCAGAUCCCUCUCGAUUAGCGCCAGCGGAAGCACUGCUCGUGAUCCCAAAACAUUCAGAGAGCCAGAGACAGCAGAUUACACAGAAAUUGAGGCGGUACCUCCCCUACCAUUGUAUGCCCUUCUCGCUGCGGAUGAAGAUUCCUCCUUCACUUCCACAGUUGAGAAAUCCAGCAAUUCCAGCAAGCCAACGGAUAGCAAUGCAAAUGAUGAGAACUAUGAUGAACUCUUCCAGGUUCCUACUCUGAGCACUGAUGAACUUACAACCUUGGACUCGGAAGAAGAGAACUCUAAGCCUCAAGUCAUCGACCUUUCUCAGUACAGCCCAACCUAUUUUGGUCCAGAACAUUCUAAGGUCCUAUCUAGACAUUUGCUCCAUUCCAGCUUACCUGGUCUGACGCGCAUUGAACAGAUGUCUCUAAUGGCUCUAGCAGACACCAUUGCCACAACAAGUACAGAUAUUGGUGAAAGCAGAGACCGUAGUCAAGGUGGAGAGACCCUUGAUGAAUGUGGUCUUAAAUUUUUCCUGGCUGUUCGUCUUCAUACGUUUCUCACGACUUCCCUUCCUCCGGCAUACAGAGCUCAGCUUUCUCAUCAAGGCUUAUCUACAAGUCAUUUUGCAUGGGCUUUUCAUUCUGUGGCGGAGAACGAGCUCCUUGCUACACUCCCAGCAAUGCAGAAAGGUGACACCACCUGGGCAGAGCUCAGGGCAAUGGGGGUAGGCUGGUGGGUCAGAAACACAAACAACUUGCGGAUGUGCAUUGAAAAGAUUGCAAAGGCAGCUUUUCAGAGAAACAGUGACCCCUUAGAUGCUGCCAUAUUUUACCUUGCCAUGAAGAAGAAAGCUGUGAUAUGGGGGCUAUAUAGGUCUCAGCACGACGCAAAGAUGACUGCGUUUUUUGGGCACAACUUCAAUGAAGAGAGAUGGCGGAAAGCAGCUCUGAAGAAUGCUUUCUCUCUGCUUGGCAAACAGCGUUUUAAGCACUCUGCGGCUUUCUUUCUUCUGGCUGGAUCUCUGAAGGACGCUGUGGAGGUUUGUCUUGAGAAAUUACAUGACAUCCAGCUUGCAUUAGUGAUAUCGAGACUCUAUGAAUCUGAAUUUGAAAAAUCUUCAACCUACAAAUCAAUCUUGCAGAAGAGAGUGCUGGGUAUAGAGUCAUCUGGCCGAGAUCCCACACUGUCGUCAAUGCACCCUGACCCCUUUGUGCGCAGCAUGGCUUACUGGAUUUUGGAGAAUUACAAAAAAUCGUUAGAAACUCUGUUGAAGCAGUUGUUUAGAGUUGAAGAAGAUGACUCUUGGAGCCUGUCAUCAAAUUGUGAUCCAUCAGUCUUCAAUUUCUACAAUUUCUUAAGAACUCACCCCAUGUUAUUAAGGCGACAAUUCGGAUCGUCUGAGUCCUCGUCUACCAAAAUGCGUCUGUCUGUUGAAAAAGACUUGGCAGACACAAUUAACUUGGGGGAAAGAAAGCUGUUCUUUACUACUGCCCAUGCUCAUUUGAAAGCUGGCUGUCCAAUGUUGGCACUGGAAGUAUUGUCCAAAAUGCCCAGAGUAGUCAAGAGGUCAAAGCCAUUGCUUCGAACUUCAAGUUUAGCAGAUACAAGCAAGGUGUCUACACCAUUAUCUCCUUUACUUGAAGAGAAGAAAGAUUCGGCUUGUGACUUUGAUUGGUCAAGCUCCUUGGUCAAUGGAGUAUCUCACGUGUCCUCAGAGAAGCAGCAACAUUCUGCCCUUUCAUUUGACUGGAGUCAGCCAUCAAUAGCAUCUGAAGAUGAGCCAUUGGAACUAAAGUGGGAUGCUGAAACAGAUGAAGAGUCCGAAGGGUCUGGAUUGUCCAUGAAAGACUUAAAGCCUUCACAGAGCACAGAAAGUGAUAAACCCUCGGCAACAACCACUAGUUUAUCUGAGUCUAUCAGCAUUGAUGAAAAUGAUGUCCUUAGUCACUCAAAAGAUGUGAUCGCUGCACAGCUAAAAUUCAGAGCAUGUCUGAAGAUUCUGACCGGUGAGCUGCGGACAUUAUCUACUGGGUAUGAAGUCGAUGGGGGCAAGCUGCGAUAUCAGCUAUAUAGUUGGUUGGAGAGAGCAGUCGUUGCUCUUCAGAAGAUAUGUGAAUACAGCCCUAACCUGGAGGAGCCGAACUUGGCAGCAGCUAUCGACUAUUCCUAUGACGAUAGUUCAGAUAGUUCUUGUGAUCAAGUGACAACAAAGCAGAGGAAAGAUGUUUUUCAGAGACGUCAGUGGCUACUAAAAUUCCAGUCCCUUCUGCGGAUGUUUCUGAGUUUUUGUGUCCUGCAUGGAUCUCAUGGUGGUGGGCUGGCCUCAGUCCGAAUGGAGUUGAUUUUGCUUCUUCAAGAAUCUCAGCAGGAUACCUCUGUUCUUUCCAGUCCUCAAACAGAACAGACUUCAAUCCCGCUUUUAUUUGCUUGCACAGCAAGUGCCAAAACUGUUGUGGCCAAUCCAUUGUUACAUCUCAGUAACUUAACCCAUGAUAUUCUGCAUGCCAUAAUCAAUCUCGACUCCCCACCUCACCCAGAUGUCCGUAGUAAUAAGAUAUAUGUGAUGCACACUCUGGCUGCAUCGCUCUCUGCCUGUAUCUAUCAGUGCCUUUGUGGAGGAUCAGCCAACAGUUCCUCUAUUCAAACCAACCAGUUUACAGGUAUGGUGUACCAGAGUGUUCUUCUAAUCCAAAGGCAGCCUCUACGCACAACCAGUCUGGAUGAAGCCGUUAUACCAAACACCUCACCCGCCCAUUGGCCAGGAAUAAGUAGUUUAAUCCGCCUGCUUAAUUCUGCUGGAGAAGAAGCCCAACCAGGCCUUACGAUCCUGCUUUGUGAAAUUCUUACUGCCGUGUACCUGAGUCUUUUCAUCCAUGGAUUAGCCACUCACUCAAGCCAAGAGCUAUUCUGCAUUGUUGGCCAUCCUUUGGGUGACAAAAUGUGGUCUGCAGCCUUUGGUGGAGGAGCUCGAAUUCCAUGUAGGGGACAAAUGCCUGUGAAACCAGUCACAGUUGUUUCUCCUCCAGUAGAAGAAAAUGACAAGGCUUCAAAGCGAUUCAGACUUUCUACAAGAACUCAGCUCAAAGACAGUCCAUCUGCUUUAGCUUCACCGUUGUUGGACCAGGGUUCUUCCCUUUUCCGUGAGAAAUUCAUCCCUCCUGAACUCAGCAUCUGGGAUUAUUUCAUAGCAAAGCCUUUCUUUCCACUGUCACAAAAUAGACUGGAAUAUGAUUCUGAGGACAGCCAAGGAAGUGAUGAGGAGGAAGAUGAUGACAUAUCUCUAUCUGAUGUCCAGAUUCAAGAGCACUCAAACCCUAACUCAUAUAGUUGGGCUCUAAUGCGCCUUACUAUGGUGCAGUUUGUGCUUCAGAAUCUGAAGGGCUUUUACCCGUUAGCAGGACAUGAACUUUCAGAACUUCCAAUGGUGUCUCCACUCUGCCAUGCCACUCUGAAGACUUUGCAGAGAUGGGAGCAAGUGCUCUUAAGACGGCUUGAGCUAUAUGAGGGUCCCCCACAAGACUUCAUCACAAUACCAACCACAGAGGAGGCCUUGUCUGCUGGCCCUGCUAUUCUGAGACAUAAAGCAUUGCUGGAGCCCACAAACACACCCUUCAAGUCCAAGCAGUCAAGCACAUUACCAGUGAAGAGACUUUGGCAAUAUCUAGUAAAACAGGAGGGAAUCCAAGAAACCUUUAUCAGAAACAUCUUUACCAAGAAACGAUCUCUUAAUGAGACUGAAGCUGAAUUGGUGUCCUCAGGAGGAAGAGCACGAAUUAUCCAUAAAGAGUCUGAUAUUAUCACUGCUUUUGCGGUAAAUAAAGCCAACAGAAACUGUAUUGCAAUUGCUUCAAGUCACGACAUCCAGGAGCUUGAUGUGUCUGCAAUUUUGGCCACCCAGAUUUAUUCUUGGAUUGAUGAUGACUUUGAAAUGGAAAACAAAGGACCUGAUGACUUUUUGGUUGUACACACCCGGGAUGAUCUUUCAGCAGUUCAGGGCUCAACUCCUUACACCCACAGUAAUCCUGGAACACCGAUAAAUAUGCCCUGGCUAGGAGGGGUUCAGACAGGAAGAGGGGCAUCUGUGAUGAUAAAAAGGCAAAUCAAAGAUGUCCGAAGAAUGGCUUCACAUCCAACCCUGCCUUACUAUCUCACUGGAGCUCAAGAUGGCAGUGUAAGGAUGUUUGAAUGGGGUCACGCUCAACAGAUAACUUGCUUCAGGACAGGUGGAAAUUCCAGAAUAACUCGGAUAAAGUUUACCCACCAAGGAAACAAGUUUGGAGUAAUGGAUGCUGAUGGAUUUAUCAGUCUGUAUCAGACCAACUGGAAAUAUAGUGCUGCUAGUGGAAGUCCUCCCAAGCCAUACUUGACGUGGCAGUGCCAUAACAAAACCGCCAAUGACUUUGUUUUCAUAAGUUCAUCUUCUCUGAUAGCAACAGCUGGGCAGUCAGGGGAUAACAGAAAUAUCUGUUUGUGGGAUACACUUGUUACACCGGCAAAAAGUUUAGUUCAUGCUUUCACCUGCCAUGAUAGUGGAGCAACUGUUAUAGCUUAUGCACCAAAAAAUCAGCUUUUAAUAUCUGGUGGAAGGAAGGGUGUCAUUUGCUUAUUUGAUUUGCGGCAGAGACAACAGCGGCAUGCUUUCCAGAGUCACGAUUCUGCAGUCAAGGCCACUGCUAUUGACCCAACAGAAGAAUAUUUUGUCACAGGAUCUGCAGAGGGUAACAUCAAGGUCUGGAGCCUGAGUACUUUUGGUCUGAUGCACACUUUCCUCAAUGAACAUGCGCGUCAAUCCAUCUUCAGAAAUAUCGGAACAGGCGUGAUGCAGAUAGAAACUGGGCCGGCUAAUCACAUUUUUUCUUGUGGUGCAGAUGGAACAGUCAAAAUGAGACUAUUACCUGACAGGUUUAGUACAGUUAACGACCUUCUGAAAAGUGAAGUCAAAUUUAUUCUCUGAACUCUUUCCUUUGUCAUUUAACCCUGUGGACUCUUUCAACUCAUUGUCCUGCACUAGCACUGAAAGUGGAUACCAGUGUCAUGUAGUAGGUAAGAGUAGUGGCCGGCAGAUGAAAUGUGCAAUGCUUUAAAGAUGUGCCACUGUGAUGCUUUGAGCAGUUUAUAUUUAUUUUUGUGAUUUUUAUUUUAUUUUUUUCCUGUUUUUGCCCUUCACGCACUGAUGCCUUAAAUGAUUAACACAAUUGUUCAUCAAUUGAAUGCUAUGUUGCCUAAAAUAGGAAAGUGGAUAAAUAUGUAAAUUAAGAUAUAUAUGUAUACUUAUAUAUUCCUACAUACUUGUGCUGCUGAAGAUGUUUGUUUUUUUUUUCUUCUAAAAAUUUUUUUUUACAUGUGUUUAAAAUCAGCACAAUCGGAGAAUAUUUUAUUAGUUGUGUAUAACCUUUAAACCUUACGAUUUAAUUAUAGUUAUAUAUACAGAAAUUAAUAUAAAUUAUAUUUUAGGGCAGUUAAGGAUCAUUGUAGGAUAUACAAUUAGGUAUAAAUGUACCUAUGUGAAAAAAGGAAACAGUCUCCAAGUAUAAAACUCCACAAAUAAAAUAAAAAAAUAAAAACUGUUAUUUGUUUUUGGCCUAUGUUUAGUAUAAUGAUCUUUAAAAGCACUUAAACUGUAUUACAGUACUACAGCUUUACAGCAAAGUUUUGUAUAUUUGUCAGAAUUAUAAAAAGGUGUAAAUUCAUAUUUUUCUUUCUUUCGCCAAAGCGUAGGCUUAUGACUUAAACCUAACUCCACUGAAAUCUUAAAAACGUAGUAGUAACCACCAAUUUCCCAGGUUACACUCCACAGGUUACCAGAAGCUGAGCUAUAUGGAGGAGCUCUGGUGGAGACCUUGGGCAGAAAGCACAUAUGCCGUUUGGUAGUUUUUAUUUUCUUUUAUUUUCAGGAGUGGAUACGAAAGAGAGGUUUAUUAGACCUGCUUCUUCUCUUUGCAUCCACUAUAUAUUUCAAGUCUUAAUUUUUGUAGCUAUGCUUUGCUGCCCUGUGUAGACCUUUUACAUGGACUGAGCAAGGGUUAUUGUACUUUACUGAACAAAAUACAUUUUCUGCAGGCAAAACCGUGAAACCUGCAUACUCUAGUGUCAUUUGUAAUCGUUGCAUUCCCUCCAUGUUACCAGGGUUAGCUAAAGCGUGAGGAUGCCGGAACAAUAACUACUCACAUCCUUAAGAUCCUCGAUCCCAGAGAUUGUGUGUGUGUGGUGGCUGAUGGGGUAGGAUUUGAAGUGAACUGCAGUCAAACUGCAUUUUCAUACUUAAAGUGGAGUUUUAAAGAAGUUUGACCAAAAAAAAAAAACUUCAAGAGCACAAACAGCCUAAACUUUUUUUU
Messenger RNA from Bufo bufo (common toad), 10649 nucleotides. It is a transcript of the gene DMXL1, whose product is annotated as Dmx like 1. Gene Ontology annotation, molecular function: protein binding. NCBI's taxonomy places the organism in Eukaryota, Metazoa, Chordata, Amphibia, Anura, Bufonidae. The record is from RefSeq and is a predicted model, not a curated record. Gene Ontology annotation, cellular component: RAVE complex. The coding region runs from base 206 to 9268 and encodes 3020 amino acids. Gene Ontology annotation, biological process: vacuolar acidification. The transcript has 44 exons.